AUGGCCGACUUAUCACAACCGAUGGAAGAUCCUGCAAAAUACUAUGAAAAACUUUUUGAGCGUCUCAGUGCUCUAAGAAAACAAGAAACCUUCUGCGAUGUAACUGUCGCAGUGAAAGGCAAAGAGUUUAAAGCUCAUAAAGUUGUGCUAGCUGCAGCAAGCCCAUUUUUCCUUUCACUUUGGGAAAGCAACAUGGUAGAAAGCAACGAACAACUGAUCGAAAUCAAGCUUGAAGAGGCGACUGCGUCUGUCAUGGAAGAAGUGCUGCAGUAUAUCUACACUGGAAAUGUUUCAGUCACCGAAGAAAGCUGCAAUGAGUUGGUUGCAACGGCGGAUUACCUUCUUCUACCAGGAUUAAAAUCAUUAGCUUGCGAUUUCUUGAAAAAGAAACUGGCCAUUGAUAACUGUGUCUCUACGUAUUAUUUUGCCGACAGGUAUCACUGUGCAGAGCUAAAAGAAAUGAGUUGUUGGGAAAUUAAUUUAAACUUUACUUCUGUGAUGAAAACGGGAGAUUUUCUGAACCUUGACUUGAAUCAAGUCAUGGAAUGGGUCUCUAGUGAUGACAUAAAAAUCAGUUAUGAGGAAGAAGUUUUUGAUGGAAUUGUCAAGUGGGUGUCUUACAACAAGAGUGAAAGAGAGAGCUGUUUCUUUGACUUGUUGCACCAAGUCCGCCUGAAUUGUGUAUCCCAAGACUUUCUUCAGGGUAAAUUGGUGAAGGAAGAACUUGUAACUACAAAUAACGCCUGCUUAAACUUUGUUUUGAACUCCAUCGUUGCCACACAUGAAAGUCAUUUCAAACCACCAAGGAAAUGCCUUAAGCAUUACGUCGAAGGGGUUUUUGUGUGUGGUGGUAAAAUGGCUUUGUGUUACUGUCCUGAUGACAAUGAGUGGUAUCAGAUGAGCGGCAUGGCAUAUGAACAUCAAAACCAAGCCGUCAUUCAGUACAAGGAUAAAGUUUACAUUUUUAGCAAACAAAAUGUACAUUCGAUUGAGUCACAUGUUGUAGAAUAUUAUGUGCCUUUAUCAAACUGCUGGGGUUCAAUUCAAACAGACUUCGACUACGAAGAACAAUUUUCAAGUGUAUCAUCACUGAGUGACUGUUCAUCCUUGUUUGCUUUAACCAACAGUACUGAAAUUCCUGAAAACACAAUAUUCACCUACAAUCCUGCUGAGAAUAGCUGGGAGAUAAAAGGAAGUACAUCUUCUAGAAAUCGAUGGGGAGCAUGUGCUGUGGCAGUGGGAAAUCACCUUUAUAUUAUAGGUGGUAGCAAUUGUAGCGAUACUGUACCAAGUGGAAUAACUAAAGUUGAACGAUUUGAUCCAAGAGAGGAGAAGCUGGAAGAGGUUGCGUCCUUGAAUGAGGGAAGACAUGAUGUAUUUGGAGCAGCCAUGAAUGACAAGAUCUAUGUGGCUGGUGGAAUUCAAAAAAAUGACCAGACUCUGACACUACUUAGCACAUGUGAGGUAUACAACCUAUCAAUAAAUGAAUGGCAUCUGAUGGCAGACCUCUGUGUACCUCGUCAUUCUGCAAGUAUGGUGUGCUUUAAAGGAGCUUUGUAUGUCUUUGGUGGCUUGAAAAAUACUCGCAGUUAUCCCCAAACCCGAGAGUUGUCGGUUGAAGUAUUUAAUUCUGAAACGAAUCAGUGGAAUGAGAAGAGCACCAUACCUGUUUGCCUUGAAAGUGAUGAAGAGACAAAUAAACAAAUACAUUACAAGGCUUGUUUUGCAACUUUUCACCAUGAUGUCUUGUUGGAUCGCAUUUACCUUUGA
Molecule: messenger RNA, 1770 nt
Organism: Porites lobata
Lineage: Eukaryota; Metazoa; Cnidaria; Anthozoa; Scleractinia; Poritidae
Source: the annotation of a GenBank genome assembly